Nelumbo nucifera (sacred lotus) is the source of this 1378-nucleotide messenger RNA. RefSeq names its product Chloroplast J-like domain 1 (gene CJD1). Gene Ontology annotation, cellular component: chloroplast membrane. The record is from RefSeq and is a predicted model, not a curated record. NCBI's taxonomy places the organism in Eukaryota, Viridiplantae, Streptophyta, Magnoliopsida, Proteales, Nelumbonaceae.
GUAGUCGGGUGACCCAAUCGACGCUUUGUCAUUUUCGGAUAGAGAUUUCCCGUGCUGAGGAGCUCAGGUGGCCAGGUUUCGAAUUCCAGAGAGUACUCUUCAAUGGCUUCUUUCGACCGUCUCCACUCGUAAAACCCUAAACCCGAGCUUCCAACUGCUUCGUUCUACUCUUCAUUGAGUUCCGAGAAAUGGCUAUGGGAGUUUCAAAUGUCUUGCAGUUUUCUACAUCAAGGUUCUCCCGAAGGAGUUGCAUCCCUGAAGUUUCAGUUUCAAAUGUUCCUGCUUCGUUUGUCAGGUUUCCUAGAAAGCUUUCACGAAGUUACGUGGUGAUGUCUGCUGCUUCAUCAGCUGCAGGAAGUUCCAGUCCAGAUAGCGAAAUAAACCCUUAUGAGGUUCUUGGUGUAAACCCCAUAGAAGGAUUUGAUAUGAUUAAGGCAGCAUAUGCAAGGAAACGCAAAGAAGCUGAGAGAAGAGGUGAUCAAGUAACUGUGGAUAAAUUAGAGAGGGCAUAUGAUAAAGUCAUGAUGGCACAACUAACAAAUAGGAAGAAGGGUGUGACAUUUGGUUCGUUCAAGGUAUCAAAGGACAUCAAAUACGCUGAUAAGCAGCCAAUUGUACCUUGGGGACCACGGUUCACCAAGUCUAGUGUAACGGACAUGCGCAUCAAUAUGGCAAUAUCUGCUUUGUUUACAGCUUGGAUCAUAAUCAAACAGAAUGCUGAAUGGAAGCCACUGCAGUUUUUAGCUUUUGCAUUUGUCUACAGAAUAUUUGAAAAGUUAAAAGUCUUUGAACCACCUGUAUCUCCAACAUUUACUGAAGAUGGUGAGGAUGAAGGUAGGGCUUUGCGAAUGGGAAAACGUCUUCUUCGUUCUCUUGCACUGGUUUUUGGCUGCAUUGCUGCUUCAUCCUUGGGCUUCACAGGCAUUCUUAACCUUAUUGAGUUUCUGGGUCAGUACAUACCUGCUUUCCUCUACAAUAACCAGGAGCUAUUUGUUACCGUUUCAACUGCUGUUAUGCUUUAUAUAAUGGCAUCAUAUUACAGAUGAUAUGCAGUUUCAGAGGAUAUGGGUGAUUUGGUUCUAUUCUCUGUUGAAUUCUGCUGUUAAAUUUUGCCACAUGAGUUGAACUUCCAAUUGGGGCGUGAGAGAGGAAAAAUGAGCUUUUUGAUCGAUUGUAUUAAAUCUCUUUUCUUCAAAUUUUGAAUAGAGCUAAAACCUCCAAUUGGAGCGUGGGGAAGGAAAAUAUCUCUGAUCUCUGCUCCCCUCCCAAUGAAGGAUUAUGCCUAUUUCAUUUAAUAAUAUCUUGGUGUCGAGUAUUUUCUAUUCCUAUCAUUGGAUCAAAGCAUUUAAGACAUUUACUAUAGAGACGUACACAUCCA